Molecule: messenger RNA, 612 nt
Organism: Sapajus apella (tufted capuchin)
Lineage: Eukaryota; Metazoa; Chordata; Mammalia; Primates; Cebidae
Gene: SELENOW
Product: selenoprotein W
Exons: 5
Biological process (GO): response to selenium ion
Cellular component (GO): cytosol
Source: RefSeq, a predicted model, not a curated record
GGGCAAGCGGAGGCUCCACCCUUACUGAGUGGGUUCCUGCCGCACUCGCGCAGACGUCGCGCGUCCAGGCGGGAGGUCGGUGUGUCCUGGGCUUCUGCUCCCCGGCGGCUGUGGCAGCCCGGAGCCAUGGCUCUCACCGUCCGAGUCGUUUAUUGUGGCGCUUGAGGCUACAAGUCCAAGUAUCUUCAGCUCAAGAAGAAGUUAGAAGAUGAGUUCCCUGGCUGCUUGGACAUCUCCGGCGAGGGAACUCCCCAGGCCACCGGGUUCUUCGAAGUAACGGUAGCUGGGAAGUUGAUUCACUCUAAGAAGAAAGGCGAUGGCUAUGUGGACACGGAAAGCAAGUUUCUGAAGCUGGUGGCCGCCAUCAAAGCCGCCUUGGCUCAGGGCUAAUGUGCCCUGAAGGCAGAGGUGAGAGGGAGGGGCCCACUAGACAGGGAACCACCCUUUGGAUCCUUCUCCCAGCCCCAUUCUCUGACUCCUUGACCCAGGGUGGAGAGCCUAGGAGAUGAGGGGGACAUCUCGGGGGUUCCCAGAGCAAGCAGGAUGAAGUUAGACAGACCUGGGUGAUGAAGGAUGACAACUGAGAUGGAGUCAGAGGUGUGCAGGGUGACG